UUUCCCACAAUUCCGUUGGCGAAUUCGUCGCUGUUACGUCACAUGUUUUCCUCCCUCACGCGGUGGAUAUCUCCGGCGGAUCGACGUUACCGUAGCGGAGUCGGGGAACAUGGCAGACGAGGAGGACUCGGCAUCAGAGCCUGCCGCUGUCUCUCCCCCGGGGAGCCCUCCCUCUGAGCGGCCUCACUUUGUCUCUUUCUCCGAAAGCGUCCAGCCGGCCGUUGGGAUGGUGAGCCAGCUGCUGAGCCAGCCGUCUUCCCUAAAGUUUGAUAAAAACAUCAAACAGGCCUUCUAUAACACCGGGGCGAUGAUAUUCGUGGCUAUCUGCUGCGGGGCGGCGGUGUUAGUCUACUUCAUCCUGGAGGCCUUCCUCCGCCCGCUGCUUUGGGCCACGCUUUGCGGAACCUUCCUCCACCCCUUCAAGCACUCCCUGGCCCGGCUCGGCCGUUCCUGGCUCAACGGCCUGCAGGAAACCGGGACUCCCAUCGUGCUGGGGACCCUGCUGGUCCCUGUGUGGUGUGUGAACUACGGGGUGGAGGCGAUGGGCAGGCUAGUGCUGGAGAGGCUCACGGUGCUGCUGGUAAUCGGUGCCGGGGCGCCGCUGGUUUACUUCCUCUACCUGUUCUGGAGCGUCAUCGGCAUGCAGGUGAUCCUUGGGCACGUCUGUGGGAUCAUCGGGGCCGUGCUGGACUGUUUCCACACCGUGUGGGUGUGCACUGUGGUGUUUGGUUACCUGUUGGCUGUUUGUUUCAAAUGGGGUCCCCACACUGAGCGCUACCUGCGGGCUUUGGCUCUUCCUGUCUGGUCCAUCCUGCUUUUCUACAUAGUGUCCCUGACCGGCUCGUGGAGAGUGCCCUUAUUUGUGGUUAUGGUUGUACUCAUGAUUGUGGGCUCCCAAGAGAAACCGCCUGUUCCUGGCAGAGGAGAGCUGUCGGGGCAGGUGUUGUCAUUUGCUGCUAACACUAUUUACAUGGCAAUCUCCUGUAGCAACCUUCAGCCGAAAACUGAGCCCAGUGAAGACUCUACAGAUGGCGUGCAGUCUGUUGGCCCACUUCCCUCCACGCCUGGAUUCCCUCAAGGCUCUCGUUCAUUACCAGCCGGCCUCUUCCAGAAAGAAAAAAGCUCCCACAGAGCCAGUGAUAUCUACUUCAUUCUGCUGGUGUGGGCCAUCGUACUGGUUCAGGUGUGGCUCAACCUGUGGAUCCUGCAGCUGCUGCCCAUUCCUGUGGCUGUGUGGGUGCUGAAGAAGUCUGUGGUCCACUUUGGCCUGAAGAGCUUUGCAGAGCGGACACUGAGCUCGUGGUGGGCCGUGCUGGAGAAGCUCGGACGUGAGAGAGAGGAGGCCCUGCUUCCUGGACCAAUCAAAGGCCUGGCUCAGUUCCUGCUGCGUAUUGACACUAAGCUCUGGCAUUGGCUUAACAAGCAGAUGAUUGUGUGGUUGGAGCGAUCUCUGGAUAAGAUCAUCAGCAUCUUCAUCAUCUUCCUCCUGGUCACAGGGACAUUGCUCAUGGCUCUUCUACUCACCGCUAUGGUUCAUCACGAAAGCGCUCACAUCAUCGACGUGACAAGUAAUCUCAUCAAUGAGACUGUGUCUAACCAUCCAGAAUGGGCCAAUUGGCUUCCAGAGGCCCGAGUGGUGCAGAAAGCUCUAAACUCAGCUGCGACUAAUGUCUAUCAACAUGGUAGAGAAUGGAUAACACAUAAGCUUCAUAAGAUGUUAGGAGACAAGGUGAACCACACAGCUGUGAUUGAGAAGCAGGUUUUAGAGCUCUGGGAUCGACUCUACCACUCCUGGUUUGUGAAGAACACAACGCACACUGGACGCCAUCGUGGCCAGAAGAUGAUGGCCCAGAGGCAGAACAGCUGGUUGGGCGACAUCCUGGACUGGAAGGACAUCGCCUCGUUUCUACAGGAAAAUAUUGAGACCCUGCUGUCUAUCCUGGAGUCUCUGUGGGUGGUAAUGAGUCGAAACGUUGGCCUCCUCAUCUCUACCACAACAACUCUCUUCACUGUCCUUUUCCAUAGCGGCACAGCUCUGCUGAACUUCGCCCUGAGUCUAGUGAUUUUCCUGACCACUCUCUUCUACCUGCUGAGCUCCAGCGGUGAAUACUACAAACCUGUGAAAUGGGUGAUCAGCCUGACCCCCCUCUCCCAGCCCGGACCCUCCUCUAAUAUCAUAGGCCAGUCUGUGGAAGAGGCCAUCAGAGGAGUGUUUGACGCCUCUUUCAAAAUGGCUGGCUUCUACGGCCUCUACACUUGGCUCACUCACACCAUCUUUGGCAUCAACAUCGUCUUCAUUCCCUCGGCUCUGGCUGCCAUCCUGGGUGCCGUGCCGUUUUUGGGGACGUACUGGGCGGCAGUGCCAGCGGUGUGCGACCUGUGGCUGGCUCAGGGAGAAGGCGUAAAGGCAGUGCUGCUGCUGAUCUUUCACCUGCUUCCAACAUAUUUUGUAGACACAGCAAUCUACUCAGACAUAUCAGGGGGUGGACAUCCUUAUCUGACUGGUUUGGCGGUGGCAGGAGGGGCAUAUUAUCUGGGUCUGGAGGGGGCCAUCAUUGGGCCGAUCCUCCUCUGCAUCCUCGUGGUUGCAGCAAAUAUCUACAGUGCCAUGCUGAUGAGCCCCAGCUCAGCUGUGCCAACACCUGUGCAGUCCACCUGGCCGCUGCAUCCUUUAAGGACCUUCACAGACGCCACCCCCUCAGUCCUGAAGAAGAGCAGUGAGUGAGAUUGAGUGGAGUUUGAUUCCUGCGGCUCCUUGUCGGCUGAUUCCUAAGUGGAACUGCUCUCAUGCCUGAAGCUCCUCCUACGGCGCCCGCCCGACUCUACAGGAGUCAGCCCCUAGCCAAAAGAGUAGGCAGCUUAUCGGCUUGUUACCCAUGAUGCUGUUGAGUCCCAAAAAUUGCACAUGUGAGCGUUUGUACUGAUCGCAAACAUGGACCAAUUAUUGCACAAUGGGAUUCAAAUAGUGGAGAUGUUGACGCUAAUUAGUCAUUGCUCUGUGCCGUGUGCCUAAAUUGGUUUUGAUAUAUCUAAAAAAAAAAAAAUCUUCAGUAAUCGUAAAGUUUGUGGUGAAUGAUACGUUGAUAUCUACAAACCCCUGAUGUCUACCCGUGCACCCCGGUGGUGUGUAAGCUCCAGAUCGUGGUCGUGCAGUGUUUGUACUCCCUACCUCUCUCCUCUUGGAGGCUCAAGUUCAGUCUAAAGUGACGGCUGGUUUUAGUAAAAACACAUUGAAAUAGUCAGGCCUGGCUCAGGGGGAGUCCCUGACUGUAUGUUUGUUUAACCUAAUAUUCUUCACUUUUUAGUGAUGGUUGUUCUUCAGACUCCCCCCUUUUUUGCUCUCCUUCUUGAGUUAUUACUUUGUCACUUUUUUUUAGUUUUCUUUUGAAAAUGUCCUUCAGUGCUUCAUUUCUUCAUGUUCACAUUGAUGGCAACUACUUUGUUUUAAAGGAGUUUGUUUCGACCCUAACCUGCAACUUCCAAAAAGUCUGUGCUCACCGUGAUUGUCCAAGCUUGAUUUGUUCUUCAUUUACUUCUUUGUUUUGCUGUAACAUUGUCACAGUGAUGAUAUCAGCUGUCCAUGCUUGGUGUUUUAUUUUGAAAAUGAAGGGAUGCUCUGUGCUUUCCCUUCCCUGACUUUCUGUUUGUGUGAAUCUGCUUUAGGCCACUUGAUGCAUUCUUGCAGCAGUUCUGCUGAAAAAUAGACUCAGCACAUAUCUCUGACGCGCUGGAGUGUGCUGAUGAAACCCAAAGACUGACUAGAAAGGUGGCUGGACAGAGCAACUGUGAAGAAACUGUGGGUAGGGGAUAAAUAAGGGACUGUUUAACAUUUUUUCAUCUAUUUUAAGCUUUUUUAAAAAUCCCACAGAGUGAAAAAACACACUAAACUACUUUGAUUUAACCAGUGUUGAAACAGGUUUACGCUCAGAAUAACCUCAUAUUGACUAGCUUGACUAAGUCAUUUCUGAACUUUCACGCGUGACUUUGAUUUUGUCAGUAGUUCUACAUCCUUCAUAAAUGGUUUUAUAUGUUUUAAUCACCUCAUCUGCUUUGCACUCACUCACUCCAUUCUCAAAUAUCAGUCUCAGUACUUUUUCUGAAUAGAGAGUAAGAAGACGUUUACAUCACAUGAAGCUUUAAUUAACAAGCUGUACAUAUGAACUGUGUUUGUAAUGUGACACAUUGAUAAAACAUGGCUACUGUGUUAGCUGCCUGACGGGGGUUGGAUGGGGCAGUGCAACGUGUUUGGGGUUUCAACAAGAACAAGCAAUAGUUCACUGUAACUGAAUUACUGUUGUUUGCAUUUGGUACUGUUUAACUGUUUUCUUUUUUAUCAAUGGAUAUGCACUGACACAAUAAAACUACAUUCAAACUGAA
Cheilinus undulatus (humphead wrasse) is the source of this 4377-nucleotide messenger RNA. It is a transcript of the gene tmem245, whose product is annotated as transmembrane protein 245. NCBI's taxonomy places the organism in Eukaryota, Metazoa, Chordata, Actinopteri, Labriformes, Labridae. The transcript has 18 exons. The coding region runs from base 110 to 2725 and encodes 871 amino acids. The record is from RefSeq and is a predicted model, not a curated record.